Messenger RNA from Lagenorhynchus albirostris (white-beaked dolphin), 409 nucleotides. Its product is annotated as calmodulin-binding transcription activator 1-like. The annotation marks the transcript as partial. Lineage: Eukaryota; Metazoa; Chordata; Mammalia; Artiodactyla; Delphinidae. The transcript has a single exon. The record is from RefSeq and is a predicted model, not a curated record.
UGCGCGGAGGGGAAAUGGCUGCCGAAAACAAGCCGGAAGAGCGUUUCCCAAAGUGUAUUGUGCGGAAUUAGCACCUGCUGCGUUCUCAACACCGUGCCACCUAUAGAUGAUCAUGGGAAUAGCAAUAGUCAUGUAAAAAUCUUUUCACCGAAAAAGCUGCUUGAGUGUCUGCCGAAAUGUUCAAGUUUACCCAAAGAGAGGCACCGUUGGAACACUAAUGAGAGAUUAUGAUGUAGCAGUCCCUUUGGAUUUCUUUUUCAUAAUGUGUGACCCUUCACCUUUGAUCCCCUGACAUGCAUUACCUUGGUAACCAUUUCAUUUUUUAAUUUAAUUUCAUUUUUUGAUUUUGGUGUACAAGCUGUAAUAUUUCAUCUCUCGAAGUGUAACUGGCUGAUUUCCUUAAAUAGAG